Molecule: messenger RNA, 2112 nt
Organism: Cladophialophora psammophila CBS 110553
Lineage: Eukaryota; Fungi; Ascomycota; Eurotiomycetes; Chaetothyriales; Herpotrichiellaceae
Exons: 2
Coding region: 1-2112 (703 amino acids)
Biological process (GO): phosphatidylinositol dephosphorylation
Cellular component (GO): endoplasmic reticulum
Molecular function (GO): phosphatidylinositol-4-phosphate phosphatase activity
Source: RefSeq, a predicted model, not a curated record
AUGGCCAACUUGCUGCCCUUUCGAGACAUCAACGUCCACGCCUCCACCAGCCAUUACGCUUUUACCUCACCCUCCAACUCCUCUGCGCCGACUCUUGUGGUGGAAAGACCCUCAGGGGAUAUCCGACUGAACGAUGGAUCUCUGUUGGGUGCAAAACGUGUUUCGAGUAUUGCUGGAAUUUUGGGCAUCAUCAAGCUGAAGCUGGACAAGUACAUCAUCGUCAUCACCAAGGCACAGCCCAUGGGUAGGCUACGGGGCCACAUGAUCUACAAGGUCGUCGCUACAGAGUUCCUCCCUCUACGAGAACGGCCCGUGCGCGAUCCCGACGAAGAUACCUAUCUCACUUACCUCAAGGCACUCCUCGCCUCGGGCCCUAUGUAUUUUUCUUACUCGAUUGACAUAACGUCCAGCUUCCAGCGCCAGUCCGAGUCAGAUCUCUCACAGCCAAUGUGGAAGAGAGCGGAUGACCGCUUCUUUUGGAAUAGGUUCGUCCAGACGGACCUCAUCGACUUCAGGCUCGGAGGCCUGAGGGGGCACCAACAGCCUGGCGCGGAUCCAUACAUCCUCCCGGUCAUGCAUGGCAUGUUGCGCAUUACUCCGGCAAAAAUCAAAAACACCCCAUUCACUUUCGCUCUUAUCACCAGGAGAUCCAGGUUUCGAGGUGGGACAAGGUACUUCUCUCGGGGCGUUGAUGACGAGGGCCACGUGGCGAAUUUCAACGAAACAGAGCAGAUUGCUUUGCUCAACGACGCCUCAGGCCCAACAGGCUACGCUGGUGGAAGAGGUAUGCAGAAUGGAAACGCCGGAGGCCGGCCUACAGAGACCCAAGUCAUGUCAUACAUUCAGACUCGCGGUAGUGUACCUGUCUUCUGGGCCGAGAUCAACGACCUCCACUAUACACCAAAGCUGCAAAUCCGAGGCGUGGAAUCCGCAGUCGAUGCCGCACGGAAGCAUUUUGAUGAGCAGAUUAGAAUCUACGGCGAGAAUUACCUGGUCAACCUGGUUAACCAGCGCGGCAGGGAGGAGCGAGUGAAGAAGGCGUAUGAACAGAUGGUCCGAAUCCUCGUCAGCUCUCCAGAAGAGUCAGUAGAGGCGGAUAUGCGCACGGACGACAAGUUCCGGGACAUCGAACCGCAGAACGGGCGCCAAAGAAUGGACAAGCUGCACUAUAUCUACUUUGAUUUCCACAGUGAAACCAAAGGAUACAAAUGGCACCGUGCCGAACUCUUGCUGGACGAGUUGAGAGAUGGCCUGAGGAAAGGGCAGUAUUUCCGGGGCGUCGAAAUGCCCGGCGACCCAUCUGGAGCUCUGGAAGUCAGAUGCCGGCAGACCGCAGUCGUGCGCACGAAUUGCAUGGACUGUCUGGAUCGGACAAACGUCGUCCAGAGCAUGUUGGGCAGAUGGGCCUUGACUCAACAAUUCCAAGAUGUCGGCAUCUUGCACCCUGGUGAGAGAGCGCAAGACGACAGAGCGUUCGAGUUUCUGUUCCGCAAUGUAUGGGCCGACAACGCGGAUGUGGUCUCCAAUUCGUACUCAGGAACUGGCGCGCUGAAGACGGACUUUACGCGUACCGGAAAACGGACGAGAGCGGGAGCGGUACAGGACUUCAACAAUUCCGCCACACGGUAUAUCCGCAACAAUUUCCUGGAUGGGCCGCGACAAGACGGCUUCGACCUCUUCUUGGGCACUUAUCUGCCGUCCACCUAUGGUGUCGGGUCUUCUUUGAUGUUCACGGACCGAAGACCACUCAUCAUUCAAGCUGUGCCAUAUGUGUUGGCUGCCUCACUGUUUAUUGUUUUCGUCUCAGUUCUCACUCGCCGACCUCCAGACGCAGCGAUCUGGCCGCUGCGUAUCUUUGUUAUUCUGUGCUUGGUCAUUGCCGGGUGGGCGUUCCAGUUCAUCUAUGCACAUGGACUGUUAUAUGUCAACUGGCCGAAACUCAAUACUCCAGCAUUCGCAAGUGAAGGGUACUCGGAGGCUUUGUCGAGGGCUCACAAGGACAAAGUUGUGGGGCAUAUCAUCGCGGCGGCAAGUGGCAAGGACAGGAGAGCCAGGAAUAUUAGCACGGCCAACAUGGGAUAUAUGGAAGAGGGCAAGAAGAGAAUAGAAUAA